This is a messenger RNA of Scomber japonicus (chub mackerel), 648 nucleotides long. It is a transcript of the gene nrn1la, whose product is annotated as neuritin 1-like a. The record is from RefSeq and is a predicted model, not a curated record. Gene Ontology annotation, cellular component: plasma membrane. The transcript has 4 exons. Gene Ontology annotation, biological process: nervous system development; neuron projection extension. Lineage: Eukaryota; Metazoa; Chordata; Actinopteri; Scombriformes; Scombridae. Bases 1 to 648 code for a protein of 215 amino acids.
AUGUCCGACUGGAAGGAGACCCUGGGACAGACUCACAAUGCUCUUGAGAGAUUACACAUUUCAUCUGGCCUGGGAAUGCUUUCGUAUCCCCCAGGAGGACCUGGACCACAUGGCUGGGGAGAGGACCAUCUGGGCUUCCUCACCCACUAUUUACUACAUGUUUCCUGUGUCAUUGUGUCAUUUAUUUCAGUCAACAUCUUGUUUAUGCUGAGCCCUUGCCCUGUCACUGCAGCUUCAACCAGAAGGUGUCACUCCAUCUAUAAGGGUUUCGCUCAGUGUCUGAUGGCUCUGGGCGAUAGUUUGACGGACAACGCCCGCAAGGAUGAGGACACACAUGAGAUACACUCCAUCUGCAGGUCAUGGGAUGAGUUCCAUGAUUGUGCCAACGUGGCGAUGGCUGGCUGUCCAGAAGAAGCAGCAGCUGUCUGGGAGUCUCUGCGUCAGGAGUCCAAGAAGAUGCAGUUCUCAGGGAACCUCUACGACAUGUGCUCCAACCGCAACAGCCAUCCAAUAGCUUCAGUCUCCCCACACGGCUCGCCCAACCAGGAAGAGAUCAACCAAGAGUCCCUAAGAGGGCGUGCCGGUCAUUUCUGCCCCCACUGUCUCAUGCUACUGUCUCCUCUGCUGCUGCUGCUGUUUUGGAUAUAA